Molecule: messenger RNA, 1329 nt
Organism: Naegleria lovaniensis
Lineage: Eukaryota; Heterolobosea; Eutetramitea; Acrasida; Naegleriidae
Exons: 1
Coding region: 1-1329 (442 amino acids)
Source: RefSeq, a predicted model, not a curated record
AUGUCAAGAAAUCGGCUCGAACAACUUUAUGAAGAUGAAUUUGAUGGAUUUAUUGAAUUCGAAGAUGAGGAUCAAAAACUAGAAAUGCUUCGGGAAGAACAGGCAUUGCUAGAAUAUGACGACGAUGAGGAGGAAGGAAUCCGACAACGACGACCAACACUUUCAAAACAUAACAACAAGAAAUCCAACAAAAAACGACCAUCAUCGGGAGUUACAUCAACAACUGCUUCCAAUUCACAACAACCACAGAACGGUUCUAGAAAAAAGAGCACGACACAAAAGAAGAAACAAGGAGAUGAGGGAGAAGAGUCUUCGGGACCAAAACUUCCUCUCAAGUACCGAAGAAUUGCCAAAUAUACAGACAAACAAAUGGGGUUUCAUGUAUUGCAUCAAUCAUUGAGUGAAAACGAUGAAUUUAAUGAGCUCUCACGUACCACUCUGACCUCCUCCAAUGAAAAGAGUAUUCUCUCAAGACGUCUCAAUAUUUAUUUAGAUACCCUUCAUGAUUGGUGCCGAACCAUCUUUCCUGAUUUAUCGUUUGAUGAGGCUCUUGCUUUCAUGGAAUCUCAAUCAUUCAGUAAUCGUGUACAUCAAGCCAUGGAAUGGGGUCGAUCUACAUUCAGUUCUCGAUACCAGAAAGCUGUGCAAGUGAAGGAACAACGAAAGAGAAAAAGAACUCAGCCAGGCACUUCUUCUAAGGCUUCAACAGGUAGAGCUGCUUCAUCCACUACUACUAGUUCCUCAAUUUUGGAUGAAAUGGAUGAUGAAGCAAGUCAUGAUCAUGAUGAAGAAACGAAUCCACCAUUAGAGGAAGAUGGCGACCGCCAUCAACAAUUAAAUCUCAAUACGGAGGAUGGCAACGAAAUACCUGAAGAUGACGAUGAAAUGCACGAAACCAAGGAGAGUAGUUCACCUUACAAACCACAUACAUACUCCAAAGAAGAUGGAGAAGAAGAAUUUAGAUUUGAGGACUACAAUAAUGAUGACGAAGAGGAGGAAGAGGCCAACAACGAAGAAGCAGAAACUAACCCUGAAGAACCCUCCCCAAAAAAGAAGAAGCCAUCCCCUAACGAUGACAACAGCGAGGAAGAGAAGGAGCAAGACUCUGAGGUUGUUAUCACAACCAAGAAGAAGAGAAUAAGAAGACAUUCGAAAAAGUCAGCUGUAGAAAUCUUUCUUGGAGAUUUGUUACCCUCAAAUCGACAGGAGACACCAGAGGAGUCUGCAUCAUCCAGUGCUAAUCACUCACUUUCUCAAUCACUUAUCCCUUCCUCUCCUUCCCUUCUCAUCAAUGAACAGGAACCUCUUGAAGAAAGUUUAGAGAUUUAA